Sorghum bicolor (sorghum) is the source of this 1566-nucleotide messenger RNA. RefSeq lists its product as uncharacterized. Lineage: Eukaryota; Viridiplantae; Streptophyta; Magnoliopsida; Poales; Poaceae. The record is from RefSeq and is a predicted model, not a curated record. The coding region runs from base 18 to 1334 and encodes 438 amino acids. The transcript is spliced from 2 exons.
GCAAACUCUUCAACGCUAUGUCUCUGUACUCCACCCCACCCUCAUCGCCUCUCGCUCCUCCACCCAGCCCUGAGAUGGGGUCCUCCACCUUCCCCAGACGUUCCAUGGCCGAGGCUCACGUUGGCAUUGGCGAUUUCGAGGGGGCUAGGUGCUUUGCCUACGUCUACCUCGAGCACGCCGUGCACAGCCCGCACCUCUUCAUUCGCCAAGCCAUGGAGCAGGCUGCUGGCGCCCUAGCCUUCCAGCUUGCUGCCUCGGCCAGGGGGGCCGGGAUCAUGGUGUUCAACACGCUGGAGGAGAGGGACGAGAUCGGCGCCAUGAGCCCCGUUGUCCAUGACGGCAACAGCAUCCGCAUCGAGCGCCACGAAGAGGCAGACAACCGAUUCUACGCCUUCUACCGUGUCUACGCCGCGGUGGACUUCCCCCUGGAGCACUGGGAUGAGGACAGGGCACGUGAGGCUCUGAGUGCAGUGGGCAAUGUUUGCUGCCUGGACCCUGCCUGCUUUGACGCAGGCGACUUCACGUCCAUUCGCGCGGUGGUUCGCCUGGACCACCACGCGGAGCUCCAGGACCAGCUUCUCGUGCGCAACCACAACGGACCUGCGUGCCUCGCCAACCUCUACGCCAUUCGCACGUGGAUCGAUGUCGGGCCUGAGCCGGACUGGGGCGACUACGACUUCGGCAACGCCCCGGCCCUGCAUGGCGCCCCCUACUAUCACCCCGUCGGCAAUCCGCCGACCCAACUACCGCCUGUCCCUGAGAACCUGGUGACCACGGUGCUGGAGUGGGAGAACUCUGCUCCCGCUCCGCCUCUUCACCCAAUCCGCACCAGGCGUGCAACACCCUACCCAAUGCGCCCGGCACUACUAGCCCUUCCUUGGUAUGGGGUUGGCGGUGUCCCUGCGCUGCCGGUGGGGGUGGAGCCUGGGGAGGAGGCCAGCGGAGGCGUCGACCCGGUGUCUGAGGGUCACCUGGAGGACGGCUCGGACAAUGUGGCCGCUUCUGAGCUGGCGAUGCUGAACCUGGCGGACCUGAACCUGAACAUCGACGUCGUGCAUGAGACCCGCUCACAGAAGAGGCGUGCCAGGCGUAAGAGGGCCAAGGACUCCGCCCGUGCUCUGAGGAGGAGUGUGCGCCUCAUGGAGAAGGAGGAAGCCGGCUUCGAGAUGCCUAAGGACAAGGCUGCACGGGUCCAGCAGGCCAAGUUUGAUUUCAGUGGUGCGUCCCGUCGUCUCCCUUGUGAGCUACUGAGGAGGAAGUUGCGGGUAUCUCUGGUGAGGCGGCACUACCGCCUGAAGAAGACUGAUGCAUAUGUCCAACGUCAGAAGUGUUGAUAGAGUGUACUACACCCGUAGCGAGCACUCCUGCUCCAGUUUUGGCUUUUGUAGUAGUACCUCUAGACAGUGUACCACCCCUACGUGUUCUGUGAUGCUUCCCAUGUGCCUGCACCCAGCGUUUGCAGUGUUCGCUGCUGCAAGAAUAAUGUAAAGUAUCUGACGGCUGCUUGGAUGCCCCGUCCAGUGUAUGGUGCAGAUGUAUAUAUCAAUGAAUAGAAGCAUUAGUUUU